GGAGACACUCAUCCAAUGCCCGUAGCUGAGACACUCAUGGGAUCCAAAUCCUAUGAUACUCUCGGCAUUCUCUCUCUAAAAAUAACUCCUCUCGUCAGCGCCCUUUUAUCAUCACAGAUCCAUUAUUUGCAGUUUUAUUGCGAAGAUUCUAUAAUGAUGAAGUUUUCACUCCUGCCCAUCAUUGUAUUUCUCACAGUUGAGCUUGGAGCUGCACAUGCUUCCUUAAGUCCUGAACUUUAUUGGAAGUCCGUGCUUCCCACUACUCCCAUGCCUAAAUCCAUCACAGAUCUCCUCCACUCCACUGGUGGAGGCACUGCAAUCCAUGUUAGGGGCAAAGACAGCACUAAAGCAGGCUUCAUAAAAUAUGCUAAGGCCAGCGAUAAAGCUGCCUUCCAAAACUAUGCUAAGGCCAGUGAUAAAGCUGCAUUCCAGAACUAUGUUAAGGCGAGUGGCAAAGCUGCCUUUCAAAACUAUGUUAAGGCCAGUGAUAAAGCUGCCUUCCAAAACUAUGCCGAGGCGAGUGGCAAAGCUGCCUUUCAAAACUAUGUUAAGGCCAGUGAUAAAGCUGCCUUCCAAAACUAUGCUGAGGCGAGUGGCAAAGCUGCCUUUCAAAACUAUGUUAAGGCCAGUGGUAAAGCAGCUUUCCAAAACUAUGUUGAAUCCGAAACCCAAGCCCAUGAAAACCCCAACGCAGCUCUAAUCUUCUUGGAAAAGGACUUGAAGUCGGGUCAUAAAAUGAACUUGCAGUUCACGCAGACCUCUAACCAAGCUUCCUUCCUACCUCGUGAAGUUGCAAAAUCCAUUCCCUUUUCUUCAAGCAAGAUGGCUGAAAUAUUGAACAAGUUUGGUGUAAAGCCUGGGUCAGAAGAUGCUGACGUUAUGAAAAAUACAAUUAAAGAGUGUGAAGAAACUGCAAGCAUUAAAGGAGAGGAGAAAUACUGUGCGACAUCAUUGGAAUCCAUGGUUGAUUUCAGCACUUCCAAACUUGGGAAAAACGUGGAAGCUUUGUCCACUGAAGUGAAGAAGGAAACAAAGAUGCAAGAAUACACAAUAACUCAUAAUGGAGUGAAGAAGGUGGGAGAGGCUAAAGUGGUGGUGUGCCACAAGAUGGAUUAUGUGUAUGCUGUGUUUUAUUGUCACAAAAUAGAGACAACAAGAGCUUAUACGGUGUCAUUAGAGGGGGCUGAUGGGAGCAAAGUGAAAGCGGUAUCUGUUUGUCACACAGACACAUCAGAGUGGAACCCAAAACAUCUAGCCUUUCAAGUGCUAAAAGUGAAGCCAGGAAGUGUUCCUGUGUGCCACUUCCUUACUCAAGAACAAAUUGUGUGGGUUCCUAAACAAACCUGAUCGAGCAUCAAUCUCUAUGCUACGCUUGAUAAUGAAAAUGCAUGGUGAAACUCACAAAUUUUGUGUGGAUUAAUAUUGCACUACUUUAUCUCUCUCCUCUUGAUCAAGACUAGCUAGUUAUGAUUGAUAAUCCAUGUCUCACUCAAAUAAGAUCGUUAUGGUGCAUAUAAAAGUAAGAUAUCUGUGCAAUUAAGAUCUUUAUGCAUGUAAAAGUAAGACCUCUAAGCAGGUAUGUUUGAAGAA
Prosopis cineraria is the source of this 1590-nucleotide messenger RNA. RefSeq names its product BURP domain-containing protein 3-like. Bases 16 to 1347 code for a protein of 443 amino acids. The record is from RefSeq and is a predicted model, not a curated record. The transcript has 4 exons. Lineage: Eukaryota; Viridiplantae; Streptophyta; Magnoliopsida; Fabales; Fabaceae.